UCCAUUUGAAAGUCCUCGUGUCGGGAUAUGAAGUCCUGGAGCGGUGAAGAGGCAAAGGCAGGGUGUGUUGUAGAGACGCGAUAGACAAAAUAAGGAGAGAAUCUGAGCUGACGGACUACUGUCAGAGACUGGAGGGAUUUUUUUUUUUCCAAGAGAGACGGAGACAAGUGGAGGCAGCGAUGCAGGGCUCUCAUUGGGGGUGUGUGGUGUGUCUGACGCCGUUGGAGUGCUAUGGCUCUAGUUCAGGCACUACCUGUAACCGUGACUGACCACCCCAAUCCAGGUGUCGACGUCCAGCAGUGCCGGCCGAUAUCGUCCCACUCUCCCACAGGCCCCUGCUCUGGCCCCUGUGGGCCCUGUAGCUCGGGGACAGCCAUGGGUUCCGUCAGCAGUCUCAUAUCAGGCCGGACGUACCAGGAGAGACACUGCCGGGCCGCCAGCGAGUUCACCGCUAAGCCACGCCGCUCCACACCAGCUACAAGCUGCUUCCGGCUCCAGGAUAAUACCCUCCGCAGCGGGAGCUCCCUGGAGCAGCUGCUGGUUAUCAGCAACCAAACGCAGCCCCAGGCCCAGAUUCUACCUCCACCGCUGCCCACCAAGAAGCAGCCCCGGCCUGGUAACUCUGCUGCGUCAGGUGGGGGUGGAACAGUUGCUGGAGCUUCAGGUGGUGGAAAUAAUGGAAACUUUGGAUAUGUGAGUGAUGAGGUGGUAGUUGGAGACUGGAAUGACAACCUGGUACUGGCUGCUGCAAGCCCCUGCAGUGACUCAGAGGAGCAAAGGGACAACAGGACUCUGAAUGGCAACAUUGGAGGGCCUCCACCCAAACUCAUCCCAGUGUCCGGACAGUUAGAGAAGAACAUGGAAAAAGUGCUGAUCCGUCCUACAGCAUUCAAACCUGUUGUUCCCAAGAAUCGUCACUCCGUGCAUUACCUGUCUCCACGGCCUGGAGGCAGCAGUCUGUCAGAGAGCCAGGGCAGCCUCAACCUCCUGCUGCCCCUCGGAGGAUCCAACAGCACCAACAGCGCUAACAGCAACGGAGGGAACAGCAGCUCCGGUUCUGAAGGGAAGCGUAACUCUUACAGUGGGGGACGCAAUGCUCGGAGCAGCCAGUCCUGCUCCAUGUCAGAUUCAGGGCGAAACUCUCUCUCCAGCCUUCCUACUCACAGCAGCACAGGCUACAGUUUGGCCCCCAGUGAGGGCUCCAGCUCCGGGUCUGGCUCCGGGGGCCAGUUAGAGCCUGUGUCAGGCCUGGGACGAAACACUUCUGGUGGAACUGCGAGCCAUGGACACACUAACUCAGACAGUGGACGUUCCUCAUCCAGCAAGAGCACAGGCUCAGGUUCGAUAAGUGGACGCGGGCAACCUCUGUCAGACAGCGGGUCCUGUGGUCACUCACCGCCCCCUGUGGAGGGCUAUGAGGGAGUGGUGAGGGAGCUGGAGGAGAAGCUGAGGGAACGAGACCUGGAGCUUCAGCAGCUCCGAGAAAAUCUGGAUGAGAAUGAAGCUGCCAUCUGCCAGGUGUAUGAGGAGAAGCAGCGUCGCUGUGAAAGGGAGAUGGAGGAGCUUAGACAGAGUUGUGCCGCGAAGAUGAAGCAGACCUCUCAGAAGGCCCAGAGGGCACAGCAAGUCCUACAGCUACAGGUAUUUCAACUACAGCAAGAGAAAAAGAAGCUGCAGGAGGACUUCUCCUCUCUGCUGCAGGACAGGGAGACGCUGGAGAGGAGGUGUGCCACCAUUCAGAGGGAGCAGACCCAGCUGGGGCCACGGCUGGAAGAGACUAAAUGGGAGGUGUGUCAGAAGUCAGGAGAGAUCUCACUCCUGAAACAACAGUUGAAGGAGAACCAGUCAGAGCUCAGCCAGAAGGCUGGAGACAUUGUGGUGCUCAAGGCCCAGUUGAGAGAAGCCCGGUCGGAGCUGCAAGCCAGCCAGGCUCGAUCCCAGGAAGCCCAGACUGCAGUGCGGACGCGAUCUCUGGAGCUGGAAGUCUGCGAGAACGAACUCCAGAGGCGCAAGAGCGAAGCUGAACUGCUCAGAGAGAAAGUCGGACGUUUGGAAGAGGAGUCAGCCCGCCUCCGUGAAGCUCUAGUCAAUCACAGCGGACACUCUCUACCUGGAAAUGCAACCAUGAAGGGGCAGUGCAUGAGCUUGUCCCUCCCACAGGGUAGAGCUGUGUCAGGGAGGGGUGGUCCCAGUCCCUCAGUGUACCGCGAUUUAGAGGAGAGUCAUCUGGUCUGGGGAGGAGAGAGCGAUGAAGCCAAGGCACAGCGGCAGAAUGCAGAAACAGUGCUAGGGCUCAGACAGCAGGUGGACAGGCUGAAGGCUGAGCUCAUGUAUGAACGGAGGACGAGUGAGGAGCAACUGUCACGGUUUGAGGAUGAGAGGAGGGUGUGGCAGGAGGAGAAGGAGAAGGUAAUUCGCUACCAGAAACAGCUACAGCAGAACUACAUCCAGAUGUACCGUCGAAACCGGGACCUAGAACGAGUGAUGAGGGAGCUGAGUCUGGAACUGGAGAACAGGGACAUGGAUGACUUUGAAGUCCACAGUGGCAGCAAUGACAUCCACUUUGAGGAAAUCACCGCCACUGAGAUCUAAAUGCACACAUGAACUUACAAUAAUAUGUGCACAGAUACACGGGAACACAACCGACACUCACAAAAGAUGUAAACCAAACCUUGAACUCCGGGCCAAAUACUGCACUA
Messenger RNA from Scomber japonicus (chub mackerel), 2699 nucleotides. RefSeq names its product leucine zipper, putative tumor suppressor 2a (gene lzts2a). Gene Ontology annotation, biological process: negative regulation of canonical Wnt signaling pathway; cell division. The record is from RefSeq and is a predicted model, not a curated record. The transcript has 8 exons. NCBI's taxonomy places the organism in Eukaryota, Metazoa, Chordata, Actinopteri, Scombriformes, Scombridae. The coding region runs from base 232 to 2592 and encodes 786 amino acids.